UGGUUUGCUGCCUUGCUCAUCAUGCUGUACGAGAUUAUGGCGAAGUGUCCCUUCGGGUUUACUUCGGGGACCCCUCCUCCCUGGGUAUUCACAGGAAGCACCCCGGCCCCUGAUCCCAACGCUCCGACCAGUGCUCCUGGUAGCGAGUCGGACAAAGCCAAGUUGAUGGAACAAUGUAUUGUUCCUCCUGGCAACCUCAACAUCCCUGGUUGGUCCCAGUGGGCGUUCCCCUUCUUUUGUGGUAUUGCCAUCAUCAUCAUGAUUGUGGCAGUGAGGCUGAGACGAUACAUGCCCAACUGGCUUCAACGACCAUGCAAGCGUGUUUUUGCUAGUCGUGCUAAUGCUGUCAGUUUCGCAGUGCUAAUAACUUCACUUGCAAUUGCUGCUAUCAUUCAGCUUGCAACGUACGAUACGUCAGAAGGGACGAAGCGGGCCAGUGUGAUAUUUGCUCGAAUUUCCACGUGGUCUAUUGCCGGUUGUUUCUUCCUGUCCAUUCGUCCAGUGGCCCGUCUCUUCAAGGUCGGCUUCGAACGCCUUACUAUCCUCCAUGCUUUGCUCGGUAUCAACGCUCUGGUCUUUGGUAUCAUGCAUCUGAUUAUGAUCGCUCCUCGGGUGACUGUCCAGUGUGCACUCAUUUUUGGUGGUAACGAGGCUGUUGCUUCUGGUGUGCUAUUCUUGAUAACCUUCAUUUGUGCGUUCAUAUACAAGUACAUUCCUCACGGUUAUCGAGUAUUCCGCUGGUCGCAUUGGCUCGUAUAUUUCGCCACUGUACUGCUCCUCUUCCACACUGUCCAGCACGAACUCAUACAGUCUGAGUUCACUCAUUCUGCUGGUCCCUAUGUCACUUCUGGUGUUCUCUUCGUUGUUUGGAUUGCUAGCAUUAUCGAGAGAGUUAUUGAGCUCAUUGAAACCUCUGUGCAAGCUGUCUCCACGAAGUCCAAGAAGCAUUUUGACGAACAUCCCGAAGAUUCCAGUAACGCCUUCUGCUCGAAGGUAGAGUCAAUCACUCCUUUGACCGACGGUGAUGCCAAGGAGGAUGCACCGGCUUGCGAGAUCGUUCUCAGGACGCAUGUGAAACCGAAGCCAGGGCAGUGGAUUCAGGUGACCUUCCCUGGAAAGGACUGUGUUGCACAUGCCUUUUCCCCACUGCCGAAUCCGAAGGAGAAACACACUUUGAAACUGUUGGUCUCUUGUGAUGGUUACAUGACUAAAAAGCUCGUGGCUGCUGACUUCGAGAGGUUCAUCAAUUCCCGAGUGUAUGUGCAAGGUCCUUAUGGUGCGUCGGAUGUGCCCAAGCAGAUAGCUGGUCCUGAUGACUACACUGUUAUGAUCGCCGGUGGCACGGGUAUCUGUCCCAUUGCUUCCGUCAUCGCUUCCCUGCCUGAUGACCAGAAGGAGAAGGUGUCCCUGCUUUGGGCCUUUAGAACGUCCGGUGAAUUUGUGUCGGUUCAUCAGCUACUAGCUGGUGUUGGCCAUCGUGAACUCAUGUAUUCCGGUACUGAUGAGGUUAUGCGCCGAGCCACUGCCGAUUUGGAAGCUUGCGUGUGCCCCGCUCACUACGGCCAAAUGAUCGCCGGUGGUGAUGCUCUGAAUAAUACUCGUCCUAGUCACUAUGCUCACCACGGUAACAAGGAGAUCGCUGAUUUCGUGAACAAGGCCAUUGACAAGGCAGAUCAGAGCAAGGCGAAGAGGAUCAACUUCUACCUGUGUGGGCCCAUUUGCAUGAUCAACUUGACGGUUGAUGCUAUUCGAGCAGCUGAGAUACCUCAGGGUCUCGAGCUUGGUGUUAUUAAACGCGAGUCGUUCGGCAUGAUGCCAUGGUAAUUAUCUGUACUUCAUAGUUGUUCCUUUCCUGUUUAUUCAUGGGCAGUAUUGCCAUUUGUCAAGACGGUGGCAAUCCCAUGCCUAUGUUAUUCGGGCCUGAUUUAUGUCGAGCAGAAAGGUCCUCAUUUAUUUCUCUUCAUGAAGUGAGGACCCAGCUUAAUAUGCAUUCUAUUUCGAGGUUAGCAAUUCUCGUUAUACAGUUCCUUCCUGAAUAUUGACCUGUGCUAUUCGUAAUAUAGAGUAGGGUGUUUUUCUGACAGUUAUUUGUCGGUUCCCGUCCUCGUGAGAUUAGACUAGUGCUCUUAGAUUCCACAUUUUCAUCGGCUUCUAUAGAGUGCAUUAUCUGCCGCGAUCGAUGGAUCACACUCGAGCAG
Messenger RNA from Perkinsus marinus ATCC 50983, 2198 nucleotides. RefSeq lists its product as hypothetical. Gene Ontology annotation, cellular component: plasma membrane. The transcript has a single exon. The record is from RefSeq and is a predicted model, not a curated record. Gene Ontology annotation, molecular function: oxidoreductase activity. Bases 22 to 1824 code for a protein of 600 amino acids. NCBI's taxonomy places the organism in Eukaryota, Perkinsozoa, Perkinsida, Perkinsidae.